Folsomia candida is the source of this 2588-nucleotide messenger RNA. RefSeq names its product methyl farnesoate epoxidase. Gene Ontology annotation, molecular function: monooxygenase activity; oxidoreductase activity, acting on paired donors, with incorporation or reduction of molecular oxygen; heme binding. Bases 985 to 2475 code for a protein of 496 amino acids. NCBI's taxonomy places the organism in Eukaryota, Metazoa, Arthropoda, Collembola, Entomobryomorpha, Isotomidae. The transcript has 8 exons. The record is from RefSeq and is a predicted model, not a curated record.
UAGCUGAAUAUUAUUUUUCAAUAUUUUUCAAAGUGCAUCCAUUUUUCUAAAUAUCAUUCGAUAUUUUGUAAAAUUUGGGCUAUUUUCUACUUUAGACCACAGUUACUUAAGAGAGAAGAAAACGACGAAAACGAACGACGAAACGAAAUCCAUGCAGAUAGACGAAAUCCAGGCGACUCUAAAUCCUCAAAGGACAUUAACAAAAUUGUCUUUUUUGGUGGGUGGGGUGAAAAAGGAGAUUACGCCCCCCCCCAAUAAUUGGCAUACAAAAAAUUAAAGCAUUAUGCAAAAAAUAAUAAUAAUUUGGCAAAAUAAUGCAUGCAAAUUCACUGGUGUUACGCUUUAUUAGUAACCAUUUAACAAAUAUUUCUGCCAUUUUUCACAGAUGCAUGUCACCUUUGUGUUAAGCAGGGUUCAUCUGGCUGAAAUCGUACAGCUAUAAAGCAUGCAUUUGUUCAUUAGAUGUUUCGCUCGUAACCGUUGCAAAAACUGGUUGACCACUUAAGCUUAUUAUCGUCCACACAAAAUACAACCUUGAAUCCUGCUUGGCGAUAUGUAAUGGUAUCUGUGUACAGAUACGCCGACCUCAUUGCAUGGAAAUAAACAGACCUCUCAUCUCAUGAAAUAUCCCACGUUAUUGAUAUAAGUCUGUUAAAUGUAUCGUGUACACUGUGAAUCUUACAUUAAUCUGUGUACUCCAAACAUAGAUUUAUAUAAGCGUUUCUGACAAUUUAUAAGGGAAGUUCUGACAGAUUUUCUAACAGUUGUCGGUUGAUUGUGGACAUAUCUAGUACAAGUAUCAAGCAAUCCAUUUAUUUUUGCGAGAAAAUUUGAAACCCACCAGUACAUAAAUAAAUACAGCACACGUGCAUAUGUGACUAUAAUACAACCUGAUCGGUAUCAAUUAUUACGUGAAGCUAAGUCCAGAGACCAUUUUUUUGCAGCAUAAUUAGUUGUUGAUAGGAUUGGAAAAUUAGUGGAAAAAUGAUUUCCGGAACAGUUUUACUUCUUGGAGCGUUUGUCGCACUCAUCUAUUUUGUGUUCUUAAAAAAACCAAAAUGGAAAAACGCCCCGCCUGGUCCAAGCGGCUUUCCUGUGGUCGGCAACUUGUUCCAAAUGGAUAAGCAUAAUCACUUGUCAUUCACAAAAUGGGCAAAAGAGUAUGGACCGAUCUGCAAAAUUGACUUGGCCAGUAUGAGGAUGGUCAUUGUGUCAGAUUAUAAACUGGUGAAAGAAAUCUUUGCUGAGCCUGCAUUUUCUGGGCGGAUGGAUUUCUCGAACAUAGAUUUCAUUAUGGAUGGAAAAGUUCACGGACUUGCGAACACUGAAGGCGAACAUUGGGAAGAACUGCGAAGAUUUACUCUCCGACAACUUCGCGACUUCGGAUUUGGCAAAAACACGAUGGAGGAAUCCAUCAUGACAGAAGUUACCGAGCUUAUCGAUGGUUUAAAAGAGCACGGUGAAAAACCGUUGGAGGAUAUUAAGCUAAAAUUUACCCUCGCCGUGGUAAAUUCAUUGUGGUCACUGUGUACGGGAAUCAAGUACAAGCAGAAUGACGAGGAGUUAAUUAAAAUGACCGAGGACGUUAACAAAGCAUUUCACGAGGUACAAGAAGGCGGCAGUAUAAUUUUGUUCAUGCCGUGGUUGACUAAAGUAAUGCCGGUCUGGAGCGGCUAUGAAAAAGUAAAACGAGAAAUUCUUAAGAUGGCAGAUUCUUGCAGAAAACCGAUGUUGGAUCACAAAAAGACGUAUCACGAAGAUUUUGACAGAGACUUUACUGAUGUGUUCCUAAAAGAAAUCAGGAAAACUACUGAUCCUAAUUCUGCAUUCAUGGGGAAACUUGGAGAGGACAAUCUUGUGGCCACUCUUGGUGACUUGUUCUUCGCUGGAACGGAUACCACUGCCUCCACACUCGCGUGGAUGAUGCUGUACCUCAGCAAAUUCCCUGAGGUGCAGAGAAAGUUUCACAAGGAAAUUGAAACCACUACCGGAAAUUCAAGGAUGUGCGCCAUAUCAGACAGACCAAACAUGCCAUACACUGAAGCCGUGAUUGCUGAGACGCUUCGAUUUUCUUCCAUUACACCACAAGGAUUGGGACACAAAGCGAUGAAAGACCAAGAAUUUCACGGUUAUCUGAUACCAAAAGACACGAUAAUAACUGCAAAUAUUUUCCACAUUCAUUUCGACCCAACAAUUUGGGGCGACCCUGAGAACUUUCGCCCAGAAAGAUUUUUGAGCCCAGAUGGAAAGACGUUUAAGAAGCACGAAGCUCUGUUACCGUUUUCAAUCGGGAGGCGACAAUGUCUUGGAGAGACUUUGGCAAGGGACAGCCUUUUCCUCUUCGCCACAAAUGUCGUACAACGGUUUAAAAUUGAAUUUGACACCAAAGGCCCGGAUCACGGGUUUGAGCCAGUCAUUUCUUUUAUUCUUACACCGAUGCCAUUUAAUCUGAUCCUUAAGGAUCGCUUAGCAUAAUUACAAAAUAUGUAUUACAUGGUUAAAGUGACAUAAAUAUUUGAUUGUUUUGUAUUUACUGUAUGUACCAUCAGACUAGUUGUAAAAUAAUAAAGAUGUACACUAAUUCUCGA